AUGACAGAUGAGUUAUUAAUUAAUUCUUUCCCCAAGUUUAUAAGUAUGGCAAAUUCAAUUGAUAGUUCCCAGUCGGGCAAAAGCUAUGAAAUCAAUUAUGACGAAGUCGCUAUGUUAAGAAAAAAGUUACAAUUAAAAUCAGAGGCACUUAUGGUGCUAACUCAAGAAUUGGAUCAAUCUCGAAUCCAACGAGAUCAAUUUAAGUUAAUGGCUGAGCAGAUUCAGGAGCGGUUUUGGCAUUUUAAAAAACAAGUUAAUACCACUAGGGAUCUAAGAAAAUAUGACAUGGAUGAGGACUUUCGUACGAUGGAUCUCUUGGCGGAAAUACGAGAACAGAACAAAUGUUUAAGAUUACAAGUUGAAACAUUGCGACAAAAAUUGAGAGAUGCCCAGGGAGAUAUCAAAGUUUUAAGGACAAGUAGUAAUCACUCAAAUUUAGAGCCAAGUAACUCACAAUUAGCUCCUGCUAUUCAUGAAAAAGAAGAAAUGAUUGAGCAACUUGAAAAACUAAAUGUUAAAUGUACACAGCUGAAAAAUGAUUUGAAAAAUUUACUCGAUGAAAAACAUGAAUUGGAGACAGAACGAGAUGCAUUUAAAUGUAAAUCACAUAGAUUGAACUUUGAAUUAUCUAAAGCUUUAAAAGCUUCACAGCCUUUGGAUGUAGAUAGCCUAAUUAAUGAAAAUAGAUAUUUACAAGAUAGACUGCAGCAAUUGCUAGCAGAGAAAGAACUUACCCGACAAUCUCUUUUAAAGUACAAGGGAAUGCUUGAUAAUAAACGGGUAAAAGGUACAAUAAAAUUAGGUGGAAAUGGGACUGUUGGUACAAUCAUGACUCAUAAACAAGGUUCUCAUAUAAAUUUCGAACAGUUGUUGCAACAAGGUAAUAAUAUACCUCCGCAAAAAUCCGCUGCUGCCUUAUCAGAUUUACGUAGUUUGUGUUCAGCACUAUUAGAGGCUUUAAAUGAUAAAACGCUGGCAUUGGUUCACCAAAAAAAAGCUAACAAAAUUUUAGCUGCAAGAAUAUGUGAACUUGAUAGUACAUAUCCAUCGCCUACGUCAAAAUUAUUAGAAGGAUAUGUAAGUGCGAAUGUUGAUAAUCUUGAAGAAAUAGAAGAUAAUUUAGAUUAUAAUGAUGAUUCAUUAAACCAUAUUGACAAAGAAGAAAAUAGCUUACAAAUAAAUAGUGAUGCUUCUUGUGAUGAAUCAUCACCUUCUCAUGCAGGAGAUUCUACCUCAACGCCAACAUUACCUCUUGGUUUACCAGAAAAUUUAGAAGCAUUAGUUAAAAAAGCAUUAAUGGAUUUAAAAGAAAACUCCAAAGAUAAGUCAUGA
Cotesia congregata is the source of this 1332-nucleotide messenger RNA. The record is from the annotation of a GenBank genome assembly. NCBI's taxonomy places the organism in Eukaryota, Metazoa, Arthropoda, Insecta, Hymenoptera, Braconidae.